Messenger RNA from Vigna umbellata (rice bean), 1603 nucleotides. Its product is annotated as adenylate kinase 1, chloroplastic-like. The record is from RefSeq and is a predicted model, not a curated record. Gene Ontology annotation, biological process: nucleobase-containing compound metabolic process. Lineage: Eukaryota; Viridiplantae; Streptophyta; Magnoliopsida; Fabales; Fabaceae. Gene Ontology annotation, molecular function: ATP binding; AMP kinase activity.
GCAUUGCUGAGUGCGCAAUCAGCGUUGUAAAGAAUACCGCUGCGUUCUUGUGCCUCUAGCUGGGUUUCCAAUGGCGGCCAUAACCCGCCUCGUAAAGCGCACCCCCUACCUCCCUUGCGCGGCGCGAUUCCUGUCUCACGCGCCGCCGCAGAAGGAGAGGAAUGUCCAGUGGGUGUUCCUGGGGUGUCCCGGCGUUGGAAAAGGCACCUACGCCAGUCGGCUUUGCAACCUCCUUGGCGUUCCUCAUAUCGCUACCGGCGAUCUCGUCCGUAGCGAGCUCGCCUCCAACGGCCCCCUUUCUUCCCAGCUAUCAGAAAUUGUUAAUCAAGGUAAAUUGGUGUCCGAUGAAAUCGUCAUGAGUCUAUUGUCGAAGAGGCUGGCUGAUGGGGAAGCAAAAGGUGAAUCGGGAUUUAUUCUUGAUGGGUUUCCACGAACAAUAAAGCAAGCGGAAAUAUUGGAAGGAGUGACUGACAUUGACUUGGUAGUCAAUCUGAAGAUCCAAGAAGAAGCACUGCUUGCCAAAUGCCUUGGUAGAAGAAUUUGCGAUCAAUGUGGAGGAAAUUUUAAUGUUGCUUCCAUCAGCAUUAAGGGUGAGAAUGGGCGCCCAGGAAUGGUCAUGGCUCCACUUCUUCCUCCUGCACAUUGUAUGUCAAAGCUCGUUACACGUUCAGAUGAUACCGAAGAAGUGGUCAAAGAAAGGCUUCGAAUAUACAGUGAAAAGAGUCAGCCUGUGGAAGAAUUUUACCGUAGCAGAGGAAAACUCUUGGAGUUUGAUUUGCCAGGAGGGAUCCCAGAAUCUUGGCCUAAGUUGCUACAAGCUCUUAAUCUUUACGAUUAUGAGGAGAAGCAAUCCGUUGCUGCAUAAGAUAUAAAAUCAUACCACACAAAUGAGUAUUUCAUUCUUUGCAUGCAUGUAUGUAUUGCAUGCUUUAAAUUUUGCAGAUAUAGAACCAAAGAGGGUGGACUUCUCUAUUGGUAUUAUUUGGAUAAAUAAUGAUACAUGAGGUGUUCAAAUCUGAUAUAACCUCUUCCCGGUUGGGAAUUCACUAUUUUAAUUCAGUUAAUAAUGACAAUGGUUUUUAUGCUUUUUAAUGGUUGUCAGCAACAGUUAAUUCCUAUAGAAUUGCUGACUGGUUAGGAUUUAGCAAUAAGCUUCAGUAAGAUUGGCUCAUAAUUACUGUGUUGUAACUGAAAUAUGAAAUACGAAUGAAUUAAUGCUGUUGUACUAAUUUCUUCUUUGCCUCCCGAUUUCACAAUUCCCACUCAUGUUUCCUUGGUUGACUCUGUUUUGGAUUAUAUUAUGGUGAUUCAAAUCAUAGGAGUUCUCUUUUAUUGUUAACAGGAAUUCGCAUUUCAUAUAUCUGAUAGUGUUUGGAUUAAAGCUUUGUUUUUCAUCAAUAUUAUCUAAAUGGUAUCAGUUUGUAGAAAUACUCAAUGAUUCUGUCAUACUAGUCCUCUUGGUACAUCGCAGCUGGCCGAGCUGGUCGUCAUAGUGUUUGCGAGCCAGUAAGUUUAAUCAGCUGCUACAUUAAGAGAGGGCACGGUACCAGCUCUUAACUGCUCAAGUUUUUGUGGUGCAAGAUAGAUCGUGCCCUGCAUUUUA